AUGGCCUCCCUCCAGUCCAAGACGGCGGAAGACGUGAUCGCCGCGCUCAAACUCACGCCACACCCGGAGAAAGGCUUCUACAUCGAGACGUCGCGCAACGAGUCCGGCACGGCCAUCUACUACCUGCUCAAGGGCGAGGAGGGGCUCUCGCACUGGCACCGCGUGCUGGACGCCACCGAGACCUGGCACCACUACGCAGGCGCGCCGCUGCGGCUGUCACUGUCGCUCGACGACGGGCAGGCCGUCCGGGACGUGAUUCUGGGCAACGACCUCUGGGACGGGCAGCGGCCCCAGGCCGUCGUGCAGCCGGGCGAGUGGCAGCACGCGCAGAGCCUAGGCGAGUGGUCGCUGGUUGGGUGCACCGUUGCGCCCGCGUUCAAGUUCGACAGCUUCGAGAUGGCGCAGGAAGGAUGGGAGCCUAGGGCAAGGAUGGCCGCUGUAACUGCGAGUAUAUACUUUGCUCGAUAA
Molecule: messenger RNA, 468 nt
Organism: Clonostachys byssicola
Lineage: Eukaryota; Fungi; Ascomycota; Sordariomycetes; Hypocreales; Bionectriaceae
Source: the annotation of a GenBank genome assembly